AUGCAGCUCAAGCCAGACCAACAGCCGCCCGCCACAGCCAUCACAUCUCCACACCACCAACCCCUCCCCCUCCGCAUCAUCUCCCACAAUAUCCGCUACGCCGCGAACCCCUUCCAGCGCUUCCCCACCGAGCCACCCUGGAACCCCACCCGCCGGCAGCUCCUCGCGCGCCAGCUCCUGCAUUUAACGCGCCCGCGCUUCUCACCUGCACAUACGGUCAUCUUCUUGCAGGAAGUCCUGCACGAGCAGUUCCGCGACGUAUCAACUGCCCUGGGUCGCAGCUGGGAGGGACUAGGCGUGGGCCGCGAUGACGGCAAGCAGGCGGGUGAGUACGAGGGAGUGUGGUUCCGGAGGGAGGCGUGGAAGCUGGUGGGGUGGGGGACGCGGUGGUUGAAUGAGGAUGGGAGUGUGGGGAAGCGGGGGUGGGAUGCGGCAAGCGUGAGGGUGGCGACGGCGGUGGUGCUGGAUGCUCGAAAGGGGGAUGGGAGGGGGAUCGGGGAGGAGGAUGAAGAGGGAGAGGAGGGUCAUGGUGUGAGGCGUGGCAGGAGGGUUCUCUUCUUGAAUACGCACUUCGAUGACCAGGGCGUCGUGGCAAGGCGGGAGAGCGCGAAGCUGUUGUUGAGCAUUUUAGCCGAGUUGAAGCAGAGGUAUGAGCCAGAUUACUGGGUUGUAGGUGGGGAUCUUAAUUCGCCCCAGAGUGAUGAAGCGUACGAGAUUCUUGCUAGUAAAGAGAGCGGAUUGGUCGAUGCAAGGAUGGUGGUGAGUAACGACAUGGUAUGGGGAGAGGAAAACACGUACACCGGCUUUGAUGGCGAGGGCGAUGUGGAUGAGGGUCCCACAAGGAUUGAUUUCCUCUUUGUGCCAAAUUCGUCUGAUGGCAGCAGAAAAGGCGGCGUGCAAGGGUACGCGGUGACGCCGAACACAUUUGAAGAUGGGAGCGACGGGAGGGUGAGUGAUCACCGUGCUGUCGUUGUCGAUACUGUCGUCGAAUAG
This is a messenger RNA of Cyphellophora europaea CBS 101466, 993 nucleotides long. RefSeq lists its product as uncharacterized. The transcript has a single exon. NCBI's taxonomy places the organism in Eukaryota, Fungi, Ascomycota, Eurotiomycetes, Chaetothyriales, Cyphellophoraceae. Gene Ontology annotation, molecular function: 3'-5'-RNA exonuclease activity. The record is from RefSeq and is a predicted model, not a curated record. The coding region runs from base 1 to 993 and encodes 330 amino acids.